Molecule: messenger RNA, 828 nt
Organism: Diaporthe batatas
Lineage: Eukaryota; Fungi; Ascomycota; Sordariomycetes; Diaporthales; Diaporthaceae
Exons: 1
Coding region: 1-828 (275 amino acids)
Biological process (GO): nuclear protein quality control by the ubiquitin-proteasome system; proteasome localization
Cellular component (GO): nucleus
Source: RefSeq, a predicted model, not a curated record
AUGACCUCCACCUCACGGAAACGGAAGGCGUCUGACGACGACAUGGAUGAGAUGAGCGUCUCACCCCAGAGCUCUCCUGCCCCCCAUCAGAGACAGCUUGCGAGACCAUCAAAGAAGAGCAGGCUUCCUGAGCCUCCCUCCCGAACACUGCCGCUCCCCCGAUUACUCGAAACCCUCAACAACGAUCAGUUACGGACUGUGCUGCAGAGGAUAUGCGAGCGUCGCUCAGACAUACAAGAGGAGGUCCUCAGCGGCGCUCCACGCCCGUCUGCCGCUUCCACACUCCAAGUCUUGGAGGGUUACCAACAAAAGCUGGCCGAGUCGAUGCCGUACGGCCACUCCAGCUCCGACUACGCAUACUACCGAGUAAAGCAGCCACUGGCCGCUCUGGUCAGCGCCAUCAUGGACUUUACGCCACAAUACCUCCCCCCGAUCGAGAACCAGGCCGAUGUAUCGCUCAUGUACUUGGACGGUGUCACCAAGGUCGCUCAUUCGAUGCCCAACUGGGACAGUCAGACCUACCGGCACCACAAAGAUCAUGUGUACGACGAGAUAAGCAAAGCAUGGACGAUGGUGGUCACGGAGGCGGCAAAGCGUGGUGGCGGAUUUGCCCUCCACAGGGAUGGAUGGGACCAGGUUCUGGCCAAGCACAACGACCAGGCCGGAGGACGGUUGCAACCAGCAGUGACCGCCCUGUCGAGUAAUGUGGGAUGGUCCGGCAGCACGCAGAAUCCGAAUGCCCAGCCUGGUGCCUCCGAACAGAACUCGAUCCUGGACCAGCUCCUGAACGGGUCUUACGGGGCUCCCGUCCGCGUCGGACCCUUCUAG